AUGACCACAUCCAGCAGGCAGAGCUCUUCUAUGUCUAUGGUCAACAACUUGGCCAAAAUAUUCGAUCCAAAUGCUUUGCGAAACCAAGGGCCUGAUAAUGGAAUGGAACCCCCCCAAAUUCUUCAUGUUGCAAGCAGUGAUGUCAGCACAUCUGAAAGUUUUAACAUCAUGGAUAUGAAGUUUGCUUCCCUUGAACAGAAAAUAGAUAAGCUGUUGACUCUGCAAGACAAUGUCCUUAAGAAGCUUAACAGCGUUUCCCAAGAAAUCUGUUCCAUUGAAAAAGACAUUGAGAUUGUAAAGGCGGAAACGUCUGAACCUGGAUCAAGGAUGGAAAGAAACAAAAGUCUGAGAAGUAAUGAAAUGAAGAGGCUUUGCCUUAAAAUGGAAAAAUCUCUUUCUGAUAUAAACAGGAAUGCAGAGGAGCAGGUUAAAAGACUAGAUGGACUGGAACAAAGUGUUUCUGGACUACAGAAGCUUGUAGGACCUCUGACUGAGAAGGUUAAAACAUUAGUAAUUCAUAAUUUAAGUGUAAAACACCAUGUUCAAAAACGUAAACUUUGCAAGGCAGGUGAUUAUGCAAAAGGAGUUGGACAUCUUUUUAGAAUGCACAUUUUCUCGGAGACAACACCUGAUGCCCUGCUCAAGAAGAAAAGUGAAAAGGUCAUCAAAGAAAAGUCACAUUUGAAUGAGACAGGAACAAAAGAGAAGAAGCCACCAGAUUCAACAGAGGGGGCCAUCCAGAAGAGCCAGUCCUGCUCUCAGGAAGAAGUUGAUAAGCUCAACAAGGAAAAUGCCGAGAGGGAAAGUUCUGUUCUGCUUCAAGUGGAUCUUCCCAAAUUUCAUACUGAAAGGCCAGAGGAGAAAGGAGAAAGUUUGCCUUUCAAAAGCUGUUACAAAUAUAGGAGAAGCUCUGUUCAGAAAUCCUUCACUAAAGAAAAGCAGCAAGAAGAUGCUGUUAAUGAUGCUUGUCAAAGGAUAACUAGGCAAGAGAUAGAGAGUGAGUCCCCAGGAGAUGGGGAGAGGAAGGAGGAACAUUACAUGUCUGGAGGUGAAAGACAAGAGGAGAAGAAUGAAGGGGAGGGAAAUGCUGAUAAGAGUGAAAAAGAAGUUGAGGAACCACCAGCUCCUUCCCAAAAUGAAGAUGAGGCAGGACAAAGCCAUGAUCAAGAGGCACCAGAGGGAAGGUGUAAAGGCUGCGAAAAAGAUGAUAGUCCUACUCCACCAGCACCAUUUGAUCACCGGAUUGUCUCAGCCAAAAGGGUGGGGAUCAGCAGUUAUUACAAUGUCAGCGAGAAUGAAAUCCUGGGAGGAGGGCGAUUUGGUCAAGUGCACAAAUGUGAAGAGAAAGCAACAGGUCUCAAGCUAGCCGCCAAAAUUAUAAAAGCGAAAGGUCCUAAACAGAAGGAUGAAGUAAAGAAUGAAAUCAAUGUCAUGAACCAGCUGAAUCACGUGAACCUCAUCCAGCUAUACGAUGCCUUUGAAUCAAAAAAUGACAUUGUACUAGUCAUGGAAUAUGUGGAAGGAGGAGAGUUAUUUGACCGAAUUAUUGAUGAAAACUGCAAUUUGACAGAGAUGGAUACCAUCUUGUUCAUAAAACAGAUCUGCGAGGGAAUUCAGUACAUGCACCAAAUGUACAUUCUUCAUUUGGAUCUCAAGCCUGAGAAUAUCCUGUGUGUGAACCGAGCAGCAUAUCAAAUAAAAAUUAUUGAUUUUGGAUUGGCAAGAAGAUAUAAACCCAGGGAAAAACUUCGAGUUAACUUUGGGACUCCAGAAUUUCUUGCUCCUGAAGUUGUGAAUUAUGAGUUUGUCUCAUUUCCUACAGACAUGUGGAGUGUAGGAGUCAUCGCUUAUAUGCUCCUCAGUGGAUUGUCCCCUUUUUUGGGUGAUGAUGACAAUGAGACCCUCAACAAUAUCCUGUCCUGUAGCUGGGAUUUUGAAGAUGAGGAAUUUCGAGAUGUUUCUGAUCAAGGCAAAGAUUUCAUCUCAAAGCUUCUCAUCAAGGAAAAAUGCUGGAGAAUAAGUGCAACUGCUGCCUUAAAACACCCAUGGUUAUCAGACCACAAGCUCCACUGCAGACUCCAGAAGAAGACUAAAGCUGACUGUGUGUCCCAAGCACCCCCGGCUCAAUAA
Messenger RNA from Haliaeetus leucocephalus (bald eagle), 2130 nucleotides. RefSeq names its product myosin light chain kinase family, member 4 (gene MYLK4). Gene Ontology annotation, molecular function: ATP binding; protein serine/threonine kinase activity. Gene Ontology annotation, biological process: positive regulation of apoptotic process; intracellular signal transduction; protein phosphorylation. The coding region runs from base 1 to 2130 and encodes 709 amino acids. Gene Ontology annotation, cellular component: nucleus; cytoplasm. The transcript has 13 exons. The record is from RefSeq and is a predicted model, not a curated record. Lineage: Eukaryota; Metazoa; Chordata; Aves; Accipitriformes; Accipitridae.